UGCUUUAUGUGCUUCAGCACACUGGGAAUCACAAUGGUUGCAAAGGAGUUCAAAGUGGACUUAAACAAGCCUUUAGUUUGUCAGGUCGGUCAACUUGAGGAAGCUUACCAAGAAUGGGUUCACCAGCCUAUUGUGAGCAAGGAAGGACCACGUUUUUUUGAAAAUAACUUUAUGGAGUUUUUGACGCGAACAUUAUGGUGGGUUAUCCCAAUUGUAUGGCUUCCAGUUGUUUGCUGGUCUGCAUUGAUUUCAAUUCGCAUGGGAAUGUUGCCAUUUCGGGCUGCUUUGCUGAUUAUGACUGGAGUACUGGUAUGGACAUUGCUUGAGUACACCUUGCAUCGAUUCCUUUUCCACGUGAAGACAAAAAGUUACUGGGCAAACACAUUCCAUUAUCUGCUUCAUGGAUGUCAUCAUAAGCACCCUAUGGAUGGUUUGCGCCUUGUUUUUCCACCUGCUGCAACCGCCAUUCUUUGCAUUCCAUUAUGGGGUUUAAUUAGACUCUUAUCGACCCCAGCUUCUGCUCCUGCCAUAUUUGCUGGUGGUUUGCUCGGUUAUGUGAUCUAUGAUUGCACACACUACUACCUCCACCAUGGAUCACCAUCCAUAGAACCAGCUAGACAUCUCAAGCGUUAUCAUCUAAACCAUCACUUCAAAAUUCAAACCAAGGGUUUUGGGAUCACAUCUUCAUUGUGGGAUAUUGUGUUUGGGACUUUACCUCCUGCAAAGAAAGCCCAGAAGAGCAGUUAAUUCUUUUUGCUUCCUGUAAUUAAUUCAUGGAUGGGAUAAAUCUCCCUAAUUAAAUAUGAUUUAUGUGAAUCAGUUUAUUUUUGGUGUAAGAUUUUUUCAAUUCCAUUGUUACUGCUAUGAUGCUAUCUAUGAUCAGUUUUUUAUAAUAGCUAUGCCA
Dendrobium catenatum is the source of this 904-nucleotide messenger RNA. RefSeq names its product dihydroceramide fatty acyl 2-hydroxylase FAH2. The transcript has 6 exons. The record is from RefSeq and is a predicted model, not a curated record. Gene Ontology annotation, cellular component: endoplasmic reticulum; membrane. NCBI's taxonomy places the organism in Eukaryota, Viridiplantae, Streptophyta, Magnoliopsida, Asparagales, Orchidaceae. The coding region runs from base 7 to 747 and encodes 246 amino acids. Gene Ontology annotation, molecular function: iron ion binding; fatty acid 2-hydroxylase activity. Gene Ontology annotation, biological process: fatty acid metabolic process; lipid biosynthetic process.